Molecule: messenger RNA, 1555 nt
Organism: Gastrolobium bilobum
Lineage: Eukaryota; Viridiplantae; Streptophyta; Magnoliopsida; Fabales; Fabaceae
Exons: 3
Coding region: 63-1154 (363 amino acids)
Biological process (GO): regulation of DNA-templated transcription
Cellular component (GO): nucleus
Molecular function (GO): protein binding
Source: RefSeq, a predicted model, not a curated record
UCUCACACACACACACUUAGAAGCAGAAAUCUGAAAUUACACAACAUAGUGUGUGUGUGUGCAUGAUGUGCGACAAGAAUAGUCCUCCUCCAACUGCAAAAACAAACUCUAUUAUGAAGAAGAAGAAUAAGAAGACACAAAAAAGGACUAAAGAGUCUUCUUCUUCAACUUCUUCUUCUUCCACAUCAUCUUCUCUUAAACCACAUCGACGCAGAAACAGAACAAAAACGAGAAAACCCAAGUUCCUUAGUCUUCGUCUUCAACUAUCUCAAAACGAGAACAAACCCAAGAAAAUGACUCAUCAACAACACCAACAACCCAAAACAGAGCAACAACAACAACCACAGUUGAACCUCUUCCCUCUUCACCCUGAAAACAUGGUUGAGGACAAGGACAUGCACGAAGAGAACAACGUGGCUUUGCUCUUCAGCUCCGACGGCGGCGCCACCCUCAACGGCUUGCUCGAAGAUGAAUCAACCACCACAACCACGGCCACCACGACGUCGGAGGAGGGAUCCUUCUCGCCGCUGACGUGUCCGUCGUUGAACGGCGGCGACAAUGGAAGCUGGCUGGUGAGGAAGGCGAUGAGGAGGAGGAGCAUAGAGAGGGAUAAUGAGGGGAGUGAAGAGAGGUGGGUGUGUUACUCGGAGGUGGUGGAGAAAAAGGAGCUCAUGGAGGAAGUGACCAGUUAUUGCGGCGGCGCCACCAUGGUGACCGCCACGGAGGACCCGUUGUUUUGUGUUGGUGGUGGGAAAGGGAUGACGACGUCGUUUGGGUUAUUGUCAUUGAAGCUGGAUCACGAGGAGAUAUUGAAUGCUUGGUCGGACAAAGGUUCUCUUUACGUCGCAGAGGAGGAGGCCCCACAAACUGUCCCUGAUUUGCUCAAUGGUGUCCUUCUUCCCAAUGUUGCAUGGGACAGUUGGGGGAGUGACGUUGUUGGGAACACAUGGAAAGUUCCUGAAGAUUGUGGAGCUAACAAGAUGGAAAUGAAGGAACAAAUGGGUUGGAAACUGGGGCAGAGAGAAGCAAGUGUUCUAAGAUAUAAGGAGAAGAGGCAAAACAGGCUUUUCUCUAAGAGGAUCCGUUAUGAAGUUCGCAAACUGAAUGCUGAGAAACGGCCCAGGAUGAAGGGACGAUUUGUGAAGAGGGAAUGAGAAGUGUAGACUGUGGCAGGCAUUGUUCGUAAUAAGAAUGUUGUCAAUAAUAGAAUUUUUCGUGCCUUUCUGUUUUUGGUAGAGUUGGGGUGCUUUCUUGGUAGAAAUGUUGUAGAUAUAAUUGUGCCAUUUAAAGUCUCAUUGGUACUACUUUGAAGUCCUGGGAAAUUCAAUGUUCAACUUCUGUACUAGCGCGACAUGUAAGUGGCAGUUUCUAAACCUUAGAUUGAAUGAGAUUGACAAUGUUUUACAUCUGUUUGAUCCCAAUCCAAGGGAUUAGAAACUGUUGAACAUGUUGUACAAGUACAAUCAAAUGUAUUGGUUGCUCUGUACAAGAAUGAAGUCUCACAAUAAAAAAGUUUUGGAACUUCAAGCUCAGCUUAUAGGAACUUUGUCCAAAG